Messenger RNA from Sebastes umbrosus (honeycomb rockfish), 1239 nucleotides. It is a transcript of the gene srd5a1, whose product is annotated as steroid-5-alpha-reductase, alpha polypeptide 1 (3-oxo-5 alpha-steroid delta 4-dehydrogenase alpha 1). Gene Ontology annotation, cellular component: membrane. Gene Ontology annotation, biological process: steroid biosynthetic process. The record is from RefSeq and is a predicted model, not a curated record. The coding region runs from base 137 to 934 and encodes 265 amino acids. NCBI's taxonomy places the organism in Eukaryota, Metazoa, Chordata, Actinopteri, Perciformes, Sebastidae. Gene Ontology annotation, molecular function: 3-oxo-5-alpha-steroid 4-dehydrogenase activity. The transcript is spliced from 5 exons.
UGGUUCAGGAGAGGAAUGCGAGUACUGAAUACAACACACGGCAAACUUCAGUUAUCUAGCGAUAUAUAGCAUCUUGUCAGCUAAUAUUAGUCUCAUUUAACAGCUUCGUUGUUUGUAUUUUUAGUUGUGUAACAUCAUGGACGCUCUCCUCUCCAGACUCUUCUCCUCGGAGGAAGAGGAGCUGUACAUGUUAGACUGCAUGGCUUACUUGAUGCUCUUCAUGGCAGCCUGCACUUUCCUUACUCUGCUCUUUGAAAACGUCCCAUACGGCCGGUAUGCUGACAGCAGGUUCGGGUUCCCAGUGAAUGUCAGGCUGGCUUGGUUCGUUCAGGAGCUGCCUGCGUUUCUGGUGCCUUUGUGUCUGCUAGUUUGGACAUCCUCUGCAAAAACCUCCCUGCUGCCCAACCAGCUGCUCAUUGCCAUGUACGUCUGCCACUAUGUCCAGAGGUCCCUUAUUUAUCCGUUUUUAAUCCGAGGAGGUAAACCAACACCGUUCGUCUCAUUUGCCCUGGCUAUUGUUUUCUGCAUCUAUAAUGGCUACAUGCAGAUCAGGUACCUGAGCCAUUAUGCUGAGUACCCUGCACAUUGGGUUGCACAUCCGUGCUUCAUCGCAGGUUCUGUGCUGUGGUUGGUCGGCUGGCUGGUGAAUAUGCAUUCUGACCACAUCCUGAGGAACCUGAGGAAGCCCGGAGAGACUGGUUACAAGAUUCCCACAGGAGGAAUGUUUGAAUAUGUGUCUGGAGCCAACUUCUUAGGAGAGAUAACAGAGUGGGCAGGCUUCGCUCUGGCCGGCCACUCUGUUCACAGUUCAGCUUUUGCCGUCUUCACCAUAGUGAUCCUCUCCAGCAGGGCUGUGGCCCACCACAAAUGGUACCUUGCUAAAUUCGAAGAUUACCCUAAAAGUAGGAAGGCACUGAUUCCCUUUCUGUUCUAAAAACACCACGGGUACUAAAAGCCUGAACAGGUACUGGUUCUUACAAAGGCUGAGAAGAACAUAUCCACAAUAUAUUUUUUUUAUAAUUUAGGAAAACUUUAAAGCUAGAAAAACCUUGAAGAUACAGUUGUUUUUAUUGCUGAAAAACAAAAUGUAAAAACAGGCUGCAUGCUUGUAAAUCUCAUCUGAGCGGCAAGCAAGCAACAGUUACAAACCACAAUCUUAAAUAAUUUUUUUUAUUGUUACCUUUGCUUAUUACUGUGUUAAUAAUGUCCAUAAAGCAAAACUACCUAAACGACCACAAA